GCAGACAGAGGCAGCAUUACAGCUCAUUACAGGUGAAUGAAACACUGACUGGGGAUCGUCUUGCAGGGAGUUGCAGCAUGACUGGACUGUCUCCGUGUAAAUCUCCAGCUGCUAUGACAACAUAUAAAAGAUCCCUGCUGUUGGUUGGAUUUGUGGGUUCUCUGUUUGUUAUGCUGUCCUCUGACCACUUCAGUCUGUCACGAGAUAUACCUCUUCAAGCACAGAAAAUGAGAAAGCAGCUGCUGAAAGAAAUGUGUGACAGUGACAAAGAUGUUUCAUCAAAGCGGAGGCGCAGUUUAGAAGAAAUAAGUGACAAGGAGCUGAAGAAUUUCAUAGUGGAUGACAAACACGGCAUCAUCUACUGUUUUAUCCCCAAGGUGGCGUGUAGUAACUGGAAGAGGGUUAUGUUUGUCCUCAAGCAGAAUGAGCCAUAUAAAGACCCCCUGUCUGUACCUACAGAUGUAAUCCAUGAGCCCAAUACACUCACAUACCUCAACAGUUUACCCCGAAAAGAGAGGAAGGUGAGGCUGAAGCAUUACACUAAGUUCCUCUUUGUUCGGGACCCAUUUGUGCGUCUCAUCUCCGCCUACCGAGAUAAGUUCCACAGGCAUAAUGAUUACUUCUACCAAAAUUAUGGCCGGGACAUUCUGCAACUGUAUGGCAACAUGUCCACCCCCCCACAGACAGAGGAUGAAGCCUUUGCAUUAGGCAUUCGUCCAUCUUUCUACAACUUUAUUCAAUACCUAUUGGACCCAAAGACAGAGAGAAAGGCCCCCUUUGAACCACACUGGAGGCAGAUGCACCGCCUCUGCCACCCCUGCCUCAUAGACUAUGAUUUCAUUGGUCAUCAGGAGAGUCUUCAGGAGGAUGCUAACCUGCUGCUGAAGAUCUUGAGAUUGGAGGAUGAUAUUAACUUUCCUCCUUCGCCUGAAAACGUGACGACUUCUGAUUCAGUGCUGGACUGGUUCAGCGGUGUGCCGUUGGAUGACAGGAGGAAGUUGUACAAGCUCUAUGAGGACGACUUCAGGCUGUUUGGCUACAGAAAACCAAACAAACUGCUCCAUGACUGACAGGAAAUAAUUAAAUUACAUCCAACUUAAAUUUGAAAUAAAUGUGUAAUGUCUCCAUUCAGAAGAUGUGCUAUUAAUAGGCAUGUUCAUUUUAUGGUUAAUAAAAGAAAUGUUUGUUUUCUUGCAAA
Messenger RNA from Sphaeramia orbicularis (orbiculate cardinalfish), 1198 nucleotides. Its product is annotated as carbohydrate sulfotransferase 12-like. Gene Ontology annotation, cellular component: membrane. The record is from RefSeq and is a predicted model, not a curated record. Gene Ontology annotation, molecular function: sulfotransferase activity. The transcript is spliced from 6 exons. Gene Ontology annotation, biological process: carbohydrate biosynthetic process; proteoglycan biosynthetic process. Lineage: Eukaryota; Metazoa; Chordata; Actinopteri; Kurtiformes; Apogonidae. Bases 78 to 1070 code for a protein of 330 amino acids.